AAAAGAGUAAACCAUUUCUUAGGGCAGACAGCAAUAUUUGAUUUCAUUGAAAAAUCAAGACAUAUUAGACACUCCAAGAAAUAAGAAUAAAAAAUUAAGACAAAAUUGGGCAAUUACAUCCGCCCAUUAAGGAAAUUUAUUGAAAGGGUUUUGCCGUCGUGUUAGUGAUAAUAUUUUGUGGGAAUAUUAGAAAGUUGAUUGGUGACUACUGGCUAUCAGCGAAUCCAGUCAAAAAGUGGAGGUAGGUAGGACGGUAAGAUGGCGACGAGUCGGACUACGCGGAUUCAACAAUCAAAAAAUAUAAGCUCAAUUUUCUCGAAGCUGCAUGGUGCCUUUUCAGAGGCGUGUGGGCCACAACGUUUGUCAACAGAUAAAAAAACAUUAGAAAAAACAUGGAAACUCAUGGACAAAGUGGUAAAGUUGUGCCAACAACCAAAGAUGAAUCUGAAGAACAGUCCUCCCUUCAUACUGGAUAUACUACCAGAUACGUAUCAACGUUUAAGGCUCAUUUACUCGAAAAAUGAGGAUCAAAUGCACAUACUGCAUUCGAAUGAGCACUUUAACGUCUUCAUUAAUAAUCUGAUGCGCAAAUGCAAACAGGCAAUCAAAUUAUUUAAGGAAGGCAAGGAAAAAAUGUUUGAUGAAAGCUCACACUACCGACGUAACCUCACUAAACUUAGUCUAGUAUUUUCGCACAUGUUAAGCGAGUUAAAAGCCAUAUUCCCAAAUGGAGUCUUUGCAGGUGAUCAGUUCCGAAUUACUAAGGCUGAUGCAGCCGAUUUUUGGAGACAUAAUUUUGGCAAUAGCACUUUGGUACCAUGGAAAAUAUUUAGGCAGGAAUUAAAUAGAGUGCACCCAAUAUCCUCCGGUUUAGAAGCUAUGGCAUUAAAAACAACAAUUGAUCUAACGUGCAAUGAUUAUAUUUCAAACUUUGAGUUUGAUGUUUUUACACGACUGUUUCAGCCUUGGGCUACACUUUUACGUAACUGGCAAAUAUUAGCUGUUACACAUCCUGGUUAUGUGGCGUUUUUAACAUAUGACGAGGUGAAAGCUCGACUACAACGGUACAUACACAAAGCAGGAAGUUAUGUGUUUAGAUUAUCAUGCACGCGACUUGGGCAAUGGGCUAUUGGAUAUGUGACUGCUGAUGGUGAGAUAUUACAGACGAUACCACAGAAUAAGUCAUUGUGUCAAGCAUUGUUGGAUGGGCACAGGGAAGGUUUUUACUUAUUUCCUGACGGCCAGCCUAACAAUCCAGACUUAUCAUCAGCUGUACAAAGUCCUACAGAAGACCACAUAACAGUUACACAAGAGCAAUAUGAAUUGUACUGUGAAAUGGGCAGCACAUUUCAACUAUGUAAGAUUUGUGCAGAAAAUGACAAAGAUAUUCGAAUUGAGCCUUGCGGGCAUUUAUUAUGUACGCCGUGUCUAACUUCCUGGCAAGUGGAUUCAGAGGGACAAGGUUGUCCGUUUUGUAGAGCAGAAAUAAAAGGUACGGAACAAAUUGUUGUGGACGCUUUUGACCCUAGAAAGCAGCAUAAUCGCAAUUCCACAAAUGGGCGACAUCAAAAUAAUGACGACGAUGAUACCGAGGACGCCGGAGAAUUCAACAUUGCUACGUCAUCUUUACAUGCGCUUAGUAACAGUAUGACAUCUUCGGCACAUUCCUCAGAGAAGCACAGUCCACACACUUCACCGCGUUUCGCCAGACGCAGCACGACGCCUAGUCUAAUGGCUGUUCAAAAUGAUCUCUAUGUAGGCGCUGUACCUACCUUAACAUUGGUUAACACAUGCACUACACCACAACCGACAGCACCACCUUUAAAUGGUAAUACGAACGUAAUAAGUGCGGCCCAGAAAAACUCCAAUCGCAUGAGUGCUCCUCUUAUAGGUUCCAACACAAGUAGUUAUGUACAAAAAAUACCUGGUAAAUCUGAACACAACGACAAUUCGAACUCAUCUUAUGCAAUCCUGCAAAAUCUGCAAGAAAAUCAAAGUCAAUCUUCAGCCUUUAAUCCACAAGAUGCACCACCAUUACCACCGCGUAAAUCGACAUCACCAGCAGCUGAACAAACCGUACCGACUACUGUGCUUAAUGGUGCCAUUAAUAAAACAUAUGGUACACAAGGCGUUAGCAACAAUCAGCCUCCUCCUCCUCCUCCCACUAGCAAAAGUGUAGAGAAUCUAACUGCACAUUUGGAAAUCACAGUACCCAAAACUACAGCGCCACCUAUACCAGCGCAUAAUAGUGGUCCACAUGUUGAUACCAUUGUAGAGGAAUUACGUUCUCAACGCUUAACAAGUAAUUCCAUAUCACUUCUCGACGAAGACAUAGUGGGUCCAGCGGAAACAAUUAUGGGUGUCAUUGAUACUAGACCACUUGAGGUUAGAACAGCAAAUCGUUUACCGGCAACUUCUCAUUACACGGAACUCUGUACAACAACAACGUUACACGCCGCCUGUAGUUCUGCAGAUUCAAAGUCUAAAAUUCAAAACCAACCACCAACGCAUCAACCGCUACUUUAUGAGAAUGUGACGAUCAAUCAAAAAGACUGCACUGUACCGUAUGAGAAUAUCAAUCUAGAGUAUAUAACACGGCUGAUGAGUGAGGGCUACUCGAAGGAGAACGCUAUAACGGCGCUUGGUAUCUCUCGCAAUAACAUCGAAAUGGCUUGUGAUAUACUUCGCGAGUUUGUAGCUAAAAAUACUGUAUAAGAUAAUAGAUGCGUCAAUCCCUCACCUUGUUCUUCUGCCAUUUACUAAGCACUGCUUGUAACCGUCAGAGGUACCUGGUUGUGUGGCUAUGCCAUCAUUGUGAUUGCAAAAACAAAAACAAAAACAAAAAAAAAAAACAAAAACAACAAAAAUAAUUAUUAAAAGUCCCAAUAUUUAAAUUUUUAUUACUUCACAUUUUUAAAGAAAAAAAUUUGUAGAAAUCACUUAUAGAGUUUACAAAAGAUCCACAAAACUACGCCCAUUACUGAAAAGCAAUCUGGAAAAUAUUUAUAUAUAUGUUUACAUACAAACAUAUUUAAAUACUAAUUCUUUAUAUUAUAUAAAAUUAAUAUAAGCAAAUGAAACAAGGCAAAAGGCGUGUUGUAAGAAAAUCAAAAUAUUUUCCCACACAUAGCAUUCUACUUUAAACUACUUUUAACAAAAUUGUCAAGAAAUCGAUUUAUUUAUAUAUGUAUCUCACAGGUUUUAUCGAUUUUAAUUAUUAAUAUAUUUUUUUGAUAUUGUAUAUUGAAAAUAAAUACCUCUUAGUUUUGUAAAAGCUUAGGGUUAAAAGACGACGAUAAGCCGACGUACUAAAAACAACAAGUUCACAGCUUAAACAUAGUAUUGGUACUUCUGAAAGAUAAUGGUGUGCAAUAAUAAAGCUAAAAGUUCAUCAAACAUACUUUAUUGGAAACCAUCAUACAAAAGAAUGUCUUAUCUAAACUUAGAUUAAUUUCAUUUAAAUCAAACUGACUAAUUGUUAGUGAUUUAUAAACAUUAGACCGCAGUAAAAAUUUUUAAAGCAAUACGACAAAUUAACAUUGAGAUAUUUCUCAUUUAGUAAUCCAUAUCAAUCGGUUUUAUAGACAAAUUAUAUACUCUGUACCAGGGAAAACUGUCGAUCAGAUUACGUUUCCAAUACUAAUCUUCAAUAACAACAAUCCAUAAUUAUAAAAACCAUAGUUCGUAAAUAAUUUUAUCAAAACAAAAAAAACUUUUGCUGAAAAUCGAAAAUGGUUUGCGGUUUGAGACUUCUCAGUAAACUUCUGAAAAGACACCAAAAGUUAUCGAUAACUUAUAACUAAAUAAAAGUACUAAUAGCUCUGUUGUGGUAUUCGUGAUAUUAGGUCUAAAACUGCAGGAUCAAAAUAAUUAAAUACUUUAAGAUGUGUUCACUAUUGCUUGCCGUUGUUAGCAUGCUAUAAAUAUAUUACGUAAUACCUAUGUAGAUGCCUAAGAAUUAAGUAGGUAUGCCCCGGAUUUAAGACACACAAAAUAACUGAGUAAUAACUAAUGAUUUUACUCAACCGAAACACAGUUUAACAAUGUAUGCCGUUUGAUCGGUAAUUAUUUUAUAUAUACAUAUAUAUGCGCCUAUAGCCUAACCCCCCGAUACAUGAACGUAAAAUGUAAGCAAGAAUUUAUAUUCCAAGUAAUUAUCCAAUUCUUCAUGUACUUCAAAUAUACGAAAAAUAAUAAUUUAUACCUUAUAACCAUAAUUAUGUUUUAUUUUAUAAUCAUAGACUUUAAAUAAGCGACUAUACGAAUAUAUAUUUCCAUAGCCAUGUCAUAAACAACAAUU
Teleopsis dalmanni is the source of this 4300-nucleotide messenger RNA. RefSeq names its product E3 ubiquitin-protein ligase CBL-B-B (gene Cbl). The record is from RefSeq and is a predicted model, not a curated record. Gene Ontology annotation, cellular component: plasma membrane; membrane raft. Gene Ontology annotation, biological process: negative regulation of epidermal growth factor-activated receptor activity; cell surface receptor signaling pathway. Gene Ontology annotation, molecular function: calcium ion binding; receptor tyrosine kinase binding; SH3 domain binding. The coding region runs from base 259 to 2715 and encodes 818 amino acids. The transcript is spliced from 7 exons. NCBI's taxonomy places the organism in Eukaryota, Metazoa, Arthropoda, Insecta, Diptera, Diopsidae.